AUGGAUUUCAAUUCACUCAAGGAUCAGAUCAGUAAUCUGACCCUCUAUGAUGUGAAAGCCGGUGUACGAAAGGUUCAAAAUGCAAUGAUGAACUAUACUGAGAUGGAGUCGAAAGUCCGGGAGGCCACAAAUAAUGAACCGUGGGGUGCCUCGUCAACCUUGAUGCAGGAUAUUGCAAACGGCACACACAACUACCAACUAUUGAAUGAAAUUAUGCCUAUGAUUUACAGGCGCUUCACUGAAAAAACGGCAGAGGAAUGGCGUCAGAUUUAUAAAGCGUUGCAACUUCUCGAGUUUCUUAUAAAAAAUGGAUCAGAGCGAGUUGUUGAUGAUGCGCGGUCUCAUAUCUCUCUUCUUCGCAUGCUGCGUCAAUUCCACUACAUCGACAAUAAUGGCAAAGAUCAGGGUAUUAAUGUUAGAAAUCGUGCCCAAGAACUGGCAAAACUUUUGGGUGAUGUUGAAGCCAUCCGUGCGGAGAGGAAAAAGGCAAAAACCAAUCGAAAUAAAUUUGGUGGCAUCGAAGGUGGUAUGGGUGGCUUCUCCGGCGGGUUUUCAGGCAGCUCUCGUUACGGUGGCUUUGGAAGUGAUGAUACCUCAUUUGGAGGGUAUAGUGGAGGCGUUUAUGGUGAUGGUGGAGGGUUUGGAGGUAAUACAAGCGGCUUCAAUGACACUGGUAGGCGGGGCAAUCGUUUCGAGGAAUACGAUGAGAACGACGAGGAUGGGGGCCAUUCUGCUAGUCAGAGGAGGGCCGAACGCAGUACUUCAACUGCGACAAAACAAUCGGCGAAAAAAGCGGAGCCUCCAAAAGCCCCUGAGCCUGAUUUAGUAGACUUUGGAGAUAUGGACGAACCAGCACCUUCGACUUCAGCCUCGCAAACAAAGAGUUCAGUAUCUGCUGGCAAACAGCCCGCCAGCAGUACUAAAUCUGCGAAACUCGCCCCACCGUCACUCGAUGACGAUGACGACUUUGAUGAUUUUCAGUCUGCCAGCCCUGCUACACAAAAUGCCACAUCGCAGUUCGCACCUAUUCCACCUCCAACGUUUGCUUCAACAAGCGCAUCUCAGACACAAUUUGCAGCCCCAAAACCCGUUUCAGGGACACAAGGUGCAAACCUCAAUGGAUUGGUGGGCCUGACGUCCCUGCCUGUAACGCCCUCGGCUACUGGCAGCGUUUCUCAGACACCCGGUACCACAGCACCCGCGAUGAAGUCCCAGCUAUUGAAACCAACAGGAUACCAAGCUGUUCAACCAAACUAUUUCACGUCCGUCACCGUGCCGCAGACUCAGCAACAGCCGCAAGGCGGCGUUAAACCCCCCUCGGGUCCUUCUUUCAACAAUAACAAGCCAACUUCACCCGUUGCGAAGACAACAUCUGGCGAUGCUUUUGGGAGCCUCUGGUCCUCUGCUAGUAUGAACGCUGGAAUCAAAUCUACCGCGGCUACUCAGAAGGGUCCUAACCUGGCUAGUAUGGCAAAAGAGAAAGCCAGCGCAGGCAUUUGGGGUGCACCAGCAGCCGGGACGAUGCCUACUGCCAGCAACAAUACAAGCUCACCGCCACAGCAGCAGAAGGGUGGCAAUACUCCUGCAGGCCACGGAUUGGAUGAUCUGCUAGGUUAA
Messenger RNA from Ophidiomyces ophidiicola, 1617 nucleotides. It is a transcript of the gene ENT3, whose product is annotated as Epsin-3, clathrin recruitment and traffic between the Golgi and endosome. Bases 1 to 1617 code for a protein of 538 amino acids. Gene Ontology annotation, cellular component: clathrin vesicle coat; endosome; plasma membrane. Lineage: Eukaryota; Fungi; Ascomycota; Eurotiomycetes; Onygenales; Onygenaceae. The transcript has 4 exons. Gene Ontology annotation, molecular function: clathrin binding; phospholipid binding. The record is from RefSeq and is a predicted model, not a curated record. Gene Ontology annotation, biological process: Golgi to endosome transport; endocytosis.